GGGAGGAAAGUGACGUUGAACUUGUGGUCGCAUGAUAAUAGUGGGGAUAGCAACGAAACACACAGUAGCGACAAGAAGAGGAUAGUGAGCUCAGCUCAGUCAUGCUGUUGUGUUGUAGUCUAGACUAGGCUACCGCUACACUACUGUAACAGGCAUGACUUCUGGAGGAGAGAGAAGCGACUUCGGUGGAAAGCUUUGAAGUGUUCGCAAGGAUGGACAAACAAAAAGUUCUUGCCCGGCUCUUAUCGGACCUGCAGACGUUCUUGUCGGUGCUGGACAGUGAGAACCUCAGCUAUAUUGCUCAGGCCCAGAAGAAAUCCAUUACAGAGCUGCUGGCCAAACUUCAGGACAAGGAGCCAACUGUGGUUGAAGAUGCUGAGUACAUGAUCAUGAACUGCCCGUCCGGUGCCCCGAGUGGCGGUCUCAGGGAAACAAAGUGCUCAGCUGGUGCUGAAGUGGACUCUACAGAAGAGCUGCGGUCCACAUCCUCCACAGAGUGGCUACGCUCAGGGUCUGUGGGUCCACCUGUGCCUCCUCUCCCCCCAGAAGGACCAGAGGACGAGGACUGCUAUGAGGAAGCCGAGCCUUUUGUCCCAGCCAAUCAAAACAGAGACAAAGUGGACUCGGACAGCAGUCACUACGAGUCGUACGGCGAGGACGAGGACGGAGACCUGGUGAAGGACCGGGCUCACUACAUCCAGUGGAGUGCCUCACAGCCCUGCCUGCGGCCCCUGCCAGAGUCGCGCAUCUGCGGCUACCUCUGGAGGAGGAAGAAGUGGCUGGGCCAGUGGACACGACAACUCUUCAUCAUCAAACACAACCUGCUGCUGUGCUAUAAGUGUGCUAAGGACCUGCAUCCGCUGCUGGAGCUGAACCUUCUGGGUUGCCAGGUGGUGUACAAGUCGCGCCACAGCAAGAAGAUGCAGCACGAGCUGAAGGUGGUGGCCGGCUCCGACAUGGUCAUCAUGGGCUUUCAAAGCUGCCAGCAGGCCGAGGAGUGGAGGAAGAUCAUAGAGGAGGUGAGUGGCUCCAGUUACUGUGAGCCAGAGUCCCACAGCUCCUCAUCAAUGCUGCGCUGUGACAGACCGGAGUCCUGCAGGUCGAGUACUGCUCUCCACACUGAUUCAGAUGAGGAGCGGCUGUCUGCUCUCCCCUCCGCAUCCACUCCAGAGGAGAGGAAAGACAGAGCCGGCUUCCUCAACGUGCUGAUGAACUGCCAGUGGCAGAGCCUGUGGUGCCGCGUGGAGGACGGAGUGCUGAAGAUGUUCCGCGAGGAGGAGGCGGGCAGCGGGGGAGGGCGAGGAGGGGACGGCGACGGCGACGGGAGCCCCCAGUACAGCGUGCAGCUGCGGGGGGCCCAGGUGCAGCCGGGACCCGACACCGCCUCCAGCUACCGCAUCAGCCUGCUGCAGCACGGGGACCAGGUGGCCGUACUGGAGGCGAGCUGCUCUGAUGAGAAAGAGCAGUGGGUUCAACUCCUGCAGGAUGGGAGUGCUCCACAGGGGCAGAGCACAGCUGACCCCUAUCGCCAUCACCAUCACACCAGCCUCGAAUCCCUACCACUCAGUGGUCUGAAGACUCGAAGGUUCCCGACUUCCAACAUGUACAUGGACGACCCCUUCCAACAGCUUGGAACAGUCCACUCCCAACCCAUCUACUCCAACACCUGCAUACUAGAGCACAUGUUCCAGAACUCCCAUGGCGGAGGGAAAGGAGACGCUGUGUCAUCCAGGGACUCUGCAAACUACGGCAACAGCGAGAUCUUCACUGACCACAGUCAGGGCCUGGGCGAGGCACAGCGGGGUGUGCAGAAGCUGGACCUGACAGGGAAGAGGCGCGUCCAGCUGCGAGCGGGGUCAGAGGUCAACCUCAUCAGUGCGGGGAAGCCGGCCAAACGCGCCUCCUUCAGACAGUCCCUCGCCUUCUGCACUGAGAGAGUGCAGGGUGGCUUCUUCAGUCCGCUCCUGAGGAGAACUGCCUCGGCCAAGCACUCCCUGAAACACGCCCCAUCAUCUCUCUUCAUAGAGCACGGCAAAGUCUUCCAGAAGAGAAAGGAGUGGGAAACAAAGGCCUCUGCUUGACCCCGCCUCUCACCCCCGCUGAACGAGCUCUCACUUUGUACACAUUCCCCAUUUAAAGGCAGUACAUAUUGCACUGAACGUAUCGUUACUGUGCAUGUAGAUCAUGCAUUUUUUUCGGUUUGUGUUGGUUUUUGUGUUGAUUUGGGUUUGGCUGAUUCUUUUGAUUGAUUAUUUUUUAUGGUUCAGUUGGUACUCUGGUAGUUAUGAUAUACAACACACUACGACACUCUUCUUGUUUUCAUCCCUCCUCCGUGUUCCUGUUCCAUGUCUUUCCUACAAUCCCUCCAGUCCAUAUGCUUCCCCUGUACACACCUGGGGUGCGUUUCUCAAAACCAAAGUUGCUUACUACAUUAGCUACUUUUUUGUUUUCAAUGCAUUUUCCCAUUGGCAACUACUGACGUUUCUAACGGUUGCAACAACGUCUCUUUUGAUGAAUGCACCCUGCAAUGUCAGAUUUUUUUAAUUAUUUUUUUCCCGCUGUGAAUUCAUAGCCAGUUGUGUCCGAGCUCCACCACUGUGUCAUUUUUUUGUUUUGUUUUGAGUGUAUAUGAUGUGAUGAACUCAAUGUCAAAUUGGUAAACCACUUUGCAAUUCAGGUUGUUCAUUAAUGAUCAGGUAUAUCUCUCACUGGUGUUACAUGUCUUAAUUUGUAAAGUACACGUAUGUCAAUGCAUUGUGAUUUUUUUUUUUGCACUGCCAUGAACCUGGAGUGGAAGUUAAUAUUUAAGACAUUAAAUAAACCAAGAGGAAUGAGGAAGUAGAGUGAACCUAUAAAAAAAUCAAAUGGAAAUGAUUGUGGAGCUGUUACCUCUUUAAUCGAUUUCUCAAUUCUGUGGUGUAAUUUAUCAAACUUCAACAUUUUUUUAACAGAUCGCAUGGUGCACAUAUUUUUUAUAGGAUGACCUUUUCCUUUCAAAUGCCUUUUUAAAAAUUAACAAUGUUAUUAUAACUUCACUGAAAUGAUCACCACUGAAAUGAACUCAGAACUGCGUAAGUGGUAACAAUAGCUGCCACUUGGUUAAGAAGAUGAUGUGUGUAUAGUAUGUAUUGUUUUGGGUUGGUUGGCUAAUCUGUAAUAUUAUUUGCUGUAUAAACUGAUGAUGUUUUCCCCAAAGAAGGUGUAUUCACUAACUUGGCAUAUUUGUAUUGUUCAAUAAAAUAAACCAAUGCUGGAUG
This is a messenger RNA of Engraulis encrasicolus (European anchovy), 3257 nucleotides long. RefSeq names its product actin filament-associated protein 1-like 2. The transcript has 16 exons. NCBI's taxonomy places the organism in Eukaryota, Metazoa, Chordata, Actinopteri, Clupeiformes, Engraulidae. Gene Ontology annotation, biological process: positive regulation of epidermal growth factor receptor signaling pathway; inflammatory response; regulation of interleukin-6 production. Gene Ontology annotation, cellular component: cytosol. The record is from RefSeq and is a predicted model, not a curated record. Gene Ontology annotation, molecular function: SH2 domain binding; SH3 domain binding. Bases 213 to 2081 code for a protein of 622 amino acids.